Molecule: messenger RNA, 281 nt
Organism: Rattus rattus (black rat)
Lineage: Eukaryota; Metazoa; Chordata; Mammalia; Rodentia; Muridae
Product: beta-defensin 39
Exons: 2
Coding region: 60-281 (73 amino acids)
Biological process (GO): defense response to Gram-negative bacterium; defense response to Gram-positive bacterium; innate immune response in mucosa
Cellular component (GO): extracellular region
Molecular function (GO): CCR6 chemokine receptor binding
Source: RefSeq, a predicted model, not a curated record
UCAUCUUUGAGCUAAGCUUUCCAGCUCUGGUCUUGUCUUUAAUCAGCUCGGUGUGCAGCAUGAAGAUCUCCUGCUUUCUGCUGCUGGUCCUCUCUCUGUCCUGCUUCCAGAUCAACUCAGUGUCUGGUAUUGAUUCGGUAAAAUGUUUUCAAAAGAACAACACCUGUCACACCGUCCGAUGCCCAUAUUUCCAAGACGAAGUCAGCACGUGUUAUGACGGAAGAGGCAAAUGUUGCCAAAAACGCCUUUUGUCUAUCCGAGUUCCAAAGAAGAGGGUGUAA